CAGGUGGGUGGAGGCACCAGGCCAUCUCAGAAGGCCAGUGGCUCGCCAAGUGGUGAAGCAGUCCCGCACCUGCAGCCUCCAGCACCAUGGGGACAGGGCGACGCAGCCAGUCCUUGCGAGGACCACGGCCCUCCUACGGCAAGCUCCAAGAGCCCUGGGGGAGGCCCGCGGAAGGCCGACUGCGCCGGGCGCUGAGCCUCAGACAGGGCCGUGAGAAGUCCCGGUCCUCGGAUGGAGGCCCAGAAAGGCUGGACACCCCCGGUCAGGAGCGGCCGCCCGGGAGCCUGGGGGACACGGAGCAGCUGAUCCAGGCUGAGCAAGAUGGCAGCCAGAGGUGGCUGAGGCAGUACCAGCAGGUGGAACAGCAUCUGAAACCCACUGCUCAGUGGAAGGACCUGGGCUCUGAUCUCAACCCCUCCUCUGUCUUCCAGAAGAUCAGGAGAAGGUGGGAGAGCUUUGUCACCAGCUUCCCCAACGUGACCCUGAGCCGGUCAGCCUCCCCACAGCCCCCACUGGGCACCACCAGCUAAGGAGGCCACGAGCGGUGGGGACGCUCACUGCACCCGGAUGAGACAGCACGCCUGCUGACCGACCUCUCCAUUGCCCUCUGGACUGUGAAUGGGGUGACAGACUCUAUAUGGACUGUUCCCGCCUUCCCUAGUGGCGCGCCCAGGCCUCCGCCACCAGGACAGAACUCGGUGAAGCCAGACCCACGGCUGAGAGGCUCUGGCACAUCACCUGGUCACUGGGCCAUGCCCGACCCACCCUUUUCAGCGGCUGUCAGCAGUGGGUGGGGCCUGGGCCUCCCUCCCCGACGGUGAGCCCAUCCCCAGGGCAAGGACCACGUCUGGCCUGUGUCUUGUCGCGUGUUGUCGCUGUCCUCACAGUCUCCCGAUGAAGGAAGUCCCUCCCUGCUAGACAGAGGGGAGAACUAAGGCCCGGAGGGGGGAAGGGAUUGCUGUCAUUGGCAUCUCUGGCCCCACCCAUACCCAAUGCCCAACACUGCGUUGAACACAGGAAUAAAGGUUGCCGAGGUGAAGUAAA
Dama dama (fallow deer) is the source of this 1044-nucleotide messenger RNA. It is a transcript of the gene C2H11orf86, whose product is annotated as chromosome 2 C11orf86 homolog. The record is from RefSeq and is a predicted model, not a curated record. The coding region runs from base 87 to 530 and encodes 147 amino acids. NCBI's taxonomy places the organism in Eukaryota, Metazoa, Chordata, Mammalia, Artiodactyla, Cervidae. The transcript is spliced from 2 exons.